Molecule: messenger RNA, 1568 nt
Organism: Leguminivora glycinivorella
Lineage: Eukaryota; Metazoa; Arthropoda; Insecta; Lepidoptera; Tortricidae
Product: venom protease-like
Exons: 10
Coding region: 213-1505 (430 amino acids)
Biological process (GO): proteolysis
Molecular function (GO): serine-type endopeptidase activity
Source: RefSeq, a predicted model, not a curated record
AUACAACAGUAUGAGUCGCGUACGGACUUCGUAAACACGUUUUCCUUGUGGUCAUGUAAAUAAAUAAACAGAGACGUUAUUGCAUAUUAAUCUCAUACUUAUACUAGGUACUUUAAUUGGUAGUUUGUUGUUUGUAGAAUAAUAAUAUAUGUAAAUAUAAACAAAAAUGUGUUUAGUGUGACUUGUGAGGUUAGAAUUAAUAUCAUUUAGAAAUGUUUGUUUUAAAAGUGUUGUUUAUUUUGACACUCGGCCAUAAAGUUAUAACACAAAGGAAUGUUGGAGAUCAAUGCGUGGACCAAUACACAAACACAGUCGGCCGGUGUGCCCCAGCCCAGCAGUGCGAAUCGGCAAGACAGGACUUUCAACAAAACGGUAUAAGGCCGACAUUCUGCUCGCAGUCGUUCGACAGCGCCAUCGUGUGCUGCCGGGACGGGAACAACAUCUUCCAAACAGCGCCGCCGCAGGUCGUACAGAAGAAUGGCGAGUUAGUAGAUAUUCGAGAAAAGGAUUGUGCGGCCGUGCCGCUUUUUUGCUCGACUUGGCGUAUGCACUGCAGGCCAGUUUGGGGCACGUCUGGUGCCAGUAACGGGCAAACGGAUAGAAGAAGAGUUAGUCAAAGAAAGUGUGAAGAGUACAGCAAGUCCGUGGUUCAGACGUUCAGUUUCCUCCCGCUAGUGCCUGAGCCCGAGACGGUGUCCAUAUCUGCACCGAAAUGCGACUACGUCAAAGUUGAGCUGAUUGUAGGCGGGGAGAACGCUCAGCUUGGGGAGUUCCCACACAUGGCAGCAAUAGGCUGGGUGAACUUCGAAGACUCAUACUCGUUCAACUGUGGGGGCAGCCUCAUAAGUACCCGCUGGGUCCUCACAGCGGGGCACUGCACGCGGGACCCUAGGGCCAGGGACCCCAACCCGGCUAUCGUCAGGCUGGGGGACCAGAAUAUUGACCCUAGCGUGCAAGAUGGGGCCACUCCUGUUGAGGUCCCCAUAAAGCAGAUAGUGAAACACCCAGAGUAUAAACCCCCCCGCCGCUACAACGACAUCGCCCUGCUUGAGCUGGCCACCGACGUGGAUUUCAGCAACACCAUACGCCCUGCCUGUCUUUGGCAGAGAAAUGAUUUUGACAGCUAUACGAGGGCAGUAGCUACGGGAUGGGGGGUUAUUGACGUCAAUACGAAGGAAACAUCAAAAGAGCUCCAGAAAGUGUCCAUCUCACUACUGGAGAACGAUUAUUGUGACCAGCUGCUCGCCAACUCGAGGAAUAGGAACUGGCAAGGGUUCGCGCCGUCUCAGAUGUGUGCGGGGGAGCUGCGUGGUGGCAGGGAUACUUGUCAGGGCGACUCAGGCGCCCCACUGCAAGUGGCGUCCCGCGACAACCAGUGCAUCUUCCACGUGGUGGGUGUGACGUCGUUCGGCGCGCAGUGCGCGCGCAGCGGCCGCCCCGCCAUCUACACGCGAGUAGCGAGCUACCUGGACUGGAUAGAGAGCGUCGUGUGGCCCAAUCAGUAGACAAAACUAAAAAAUAUAUAAUCUAGACAGAUGUAUUUUGGAAUAAUUAUAGUAUCUUUAGCA